UUUCAGGUAUAUUUAUUGUUUGAAGUUGAUAAUUUGGAAUAUGCAAGUCCUUCAAUAGUUUCUCAAUGUGGUAUUGUUUAUACUGAAUGUAAUAAUGUCAGCUGGAGAACCUAUGUAAAUUCAUGGCUUGAACAAUAUGAGAAUAAUGAAAUAAUUAAUGAACUAAAUCAAAUGUUUGAAAGUUUUUUAUUGACUAUUUUAAAUUUUAAAAAAGAACAUUGCAAAGAAUUAGUGCCAAUUACUGAAUUAAAUGGAGUUAUUUCACUGUGUAAAUUACUUGAUUGUUUAAUUUCAAAAUAUAUGGAGAGAAAUAUUUCAAAUAAUCCACCUGCUUUACUUUUAAAACUGUUGUUCUUUUUUUCUGUAACUUGGUCAAUUUGUGCCUCUGUAGAUGACUUUGGACGUAAUAAAAUAGAUAAUUUAAUUAGACAACUUGAGAGUUCAUAUCCUACUGAAAAUACAGUAUAUGAUUAUUAUGUUGAUACUCUUAACAUUGUAUGGAUAUCUUGGUCUGAAAAAUUACAACAAAACUGGAAAUAUGAUUCUAGUAUACCUUUUUAUAAAAUGAUGGUACCAACAAGUGAUACAGUACGAUAUAGUUACUUAAUAACAAUGAUGUUACAGAAACAAUAUCCCAUACUUUUAGUUGGGCCAAGUGGUCAUGGUAAAACUUUAAUUAUAAAUCAUGUUAUUAACAACCUUGAUAUUACAAAAUACAGUAAACUCAUAGUUAAUUUUUCAUCUCAGAUAAAACUUUGUCGAAUUCAAAGAAUUAUUGAAAGUAAAGUAGAAAAAAAAAUGAAAGAAGUUUACAUUCCUCAAAAUGGAACAAAAAUGGUUGUUUUUAUUGAUGAUUUAAAUAUUCCUUCAAAUGAUAAAUUUGGAUCUCAACCUUCAUUAGAACUUAUACGAAUGCUUAUUACAUAUGGCUUUUGGCAUGAUUGUGAAAAUUUUCAGAAAAAAUGUAUAGAGGAUUUGGUAAUUAUUGCUGCUAUGAAUCCGUGUGUUGCAGGAAAAGCUAUCAUUUCAGCUCGACUUCAAAAUCUUUUUCUUCUUAUUAACACUACACAUAUACAAAAAAAUGAAUUACUCGAUUUCUUUUUUUAUAUAUAA
Molecule: messenger RNA, 1113 nt
Organism: Centruroides sculpturatus (bark scorpion)
Lineage: Eukaryota; Metazoa; Arthropoda; Arachnida; Scorpiones; Buthidae
Product: dynein heavy chain 2, axonemal-like
Exons: 7
Coding region: 172-1113 (313 amino acids)
Biological process (GO): microtubule-based movement
Cellular component (GO): dynein complex
Molecular function (GO): dynein intermediate chain binding; minus-end-directed microtubule motor activity; dynein light intermediate chain binding
Source: RefSeq, a predicted model, not a curated record